This is a messenger RNA of Hibiscus syriacus, 1241 nucleotides long. RefSeq lists its product as uncharacterized. The record is from RefSeq and is a predicted model, not a curated record. The coding region runs from base 71 to 892 and encodes 273 amino acids. Lineage: Eukaryota; Viridiplantae; Streptophyta; Magnoliopsida; Malvales; Malvaceae. The transcript is spliced from 5 exons.
AUACGCGAUUUAAAAAGCCACAGAGGGGUUGAGGCUUAAAGGUGUGAAUUUUCGUGGGUUGUUUUUUUUAAUGGCGGAAGUAGAGAAGCAAGCGAAACUUGUUGUAAAUGGAAGUAAAAAGGGAGAAGGAGAAGAAGAAGAAGAAGAAGAAGAAGAAGAAGAGGCGCUGUUGGAAGGAAUGGCGGUGUUGGAAGGAAUGGCGGUGUUGGAUUUCGACGUGCUAUGUUCGACGGUGGCUUUGCAAACCCAGGGAAAAUGGAGCAAACUCGAAACCGCCGAGGAUCCUUUAGAACAUGGAAGCGGCGAAUUCGGUGGCGUCUUCAGGAUGUGGGAAGGUGAAGUUGUUCUCGAUUUCUUGGAUGAUCGCCGUCUCGCUCUCGAAUCUGCCUGUUGUCCCUGCUACAGAUUUGGGAAGAACAUGCGGCGGGCUGGUUUUGGGUUUUGUUUUCUUCAGGGAACUAUUUAUUUCAUCCUCAUAGCUACUGCUAUUCUCAACUUUGUUGCCUUUAUCUUCACCAAGCGGAAUUGCUUUCUGUAUUUGGGUGUUGCUUUCAUCAUGUCUGUUGGAGCAUAUCUGGGUUUCUUCCGUACACAGAUAAAAGGAAAAUUCAAUAUUAGGGGCAGUGAUAGUUUAUUGGAUGAUUGCGUCUACCAUCUUAUCUGCCCUUGCUGUACGCUAUCCCAGGAGUCUAGAACAUUGGAGAUGAACAAUGUCCAAGAUGGUACAUGGCACGGUCGUGGUGAUAUAUGCAUAGGAAGUUAUGCUGAAGGCCGAAAACCGCACUUUGAGCUACACCCUCCUCCUCCUAUGUCAAUUAAGACGGCUGAGGCACAAAAUAGUUUAAAUGGCAAUGGUAAUCAUGAGAAGCUUUACCGGGAAGAUAUAGAUUGAUAUCGGCUACAACAGUGAAUUACCAACAUCCCUGAAUUUAUUCUUUGAUGGAGGGACGUUGCACAAGCAGAACAGAGAGCAAAGUUUUUUCAGCUUGGAAUGUCGCAUCCUGCAAGAACGAUGAUCCGUUUUAUUCGAGAAGCAUACCGGUGUUUCCAUGUGCAUAAAAAGGAAACUAGUUGUAGUAGUCUGAGGGAGAUUUUAGGAUAUCCAAUCCAACUUUUAGUUUUCUCACAUAGACUUUGAGGCAAUGUCGUCCUUUCAUCUUUACCUAGAUUGAUUAGAUAACACCUUAUUCAUCGUAACUGUUCUUGAUGCUUCUCUGAAAUGUAUAUUAUCUUUAUUUUAA